Oncorhynchus keta (chum salmon) is the source of this 2341-nucleotide messenger RNA. RefSeq names its product BTB/POZ domain-containing adapter for CUL3-mediated RhoA degradation protein 3-like. Gene Ontology annotation, biological process: negative regulation of Rho protein signal transduction; protein homooligomerization; protein ubiquitination. The record is from RefSeq and is a predicted model, not a curated record. Gene Ontology annotation, molecular function: ubiquitin-protein transferase activity; protein binding. The transcript has 7 exons. Lineage: Eukaryota; Metazoa; Chordata; Actinopteri; Salmoniformes; Salmonidae. Gene Ontology annotation, cellular component: Cul3-RING ubiquitin ligase complex. The coding region runs from base 300 to 1229 and encodes 309 amino acids.
UCUAGCUAGGAACGAAUCCAGUCGACAAUGUAGCUAAUGUUAUAGUACACAUACUACUAGAUAUGUAACGUUAUAUCGACAGGAUGCCAGCUAGCGGAAUGCAUGCCAACCUGUAACUAUGGUUGUUAUAGUGCCACAAUAACGACGUAGCUAGCAAGCUAGUAUCUCUCUUAAACAAUGGCUUUGCUAACGGUAGCGGAGGUUCUUUAGCAUGUUAGCGUUUGUGGCUACAGUAGCAUUCAUAUGAAGCCCGUUAGCUUGCCAGAUCAGAGUUAGAAACUUCCAUAACUACGGAAGAGAUGUCAGGAAUAAGUGCGGUGAGCUCGGCGUUGCCAGCGGCUACAACCCGUACCACCUCCUUCAAGGGCUCCUGCCCCAGCUCGAAGUAUGUGAAGCUGAAUGUGGGCGGGGUGCUCUACUACACCACCAUGCAGACCCUUACCAAGCAGGACACCAUGCUCAAGGCCAUGUUCAGUGGCAGGAUGGAGGUCCUCACAGACAGUGAAGGCUGGAUCCUUAUUGACAGGUGUGGGAAGCACUUUGGGACCAUUCUGAACUACCUGCGUGAUGGUGCUGUACCUUUGCCUGAGAUCCGGAGAGAGGUCGAAGAGCUCCUGGCAGAGGCCAAGUACUACCUGGUGCAGGGGCUAGCUGACGAGUGCCACGCUGCCUUGGAGAACAAAGAUAUGUAUGAGCCCUUCUGUAAAGUGCCUUUGGUCACAUCCUCAAAGGAAGAACAGAGACUCAUCUCUACCUCCAAGCCCACAGUCAAGCUGUUAUACAACAGGAGCAACAACAAGUACUCUUACACCAGCAACUCCGAUGACAACAUGCUGAAGAACAUUGAGCUGUUUGACAAGCUCUCUCUGCGGUUCAACGGCCGUGUGCUCUUCAUCAAGGACGUGAUCGGGGAUGAGAUCUGCUGCUGGUCGUUCUAUGGGCAGGGCCGUAAGAUCGCUGAGGUGUGCUGCACCUCCAUAGUCUACGCCACAGAGAAGAAACAAACCAAGGUGGAGUUCCCAGAGGCUCGUAUAUAUGAGGAGACCCUUAACAUCCUGCUUUAUGAGUCUCAGGAUGGGCGUGGUCCAGACAACGCUCUACUGGAGGCUACAGGAGGCGCUGCAGGCCGAUCCCAUCAUCUGGACGAGGACGAGGAACGGGAACGCAUUGAGAGGGUGCGCCGCAUCCACAUCAAACGUCCCGAUGACCGCACCCACCACCACCAGUAACUAUACCAGCCAACCAGCAUUAUCAGGAUCCGCAGACCUCACCAGUGACCAUUACCCAUCACUGAGAUCACACUACCGGUAUACCCAUAGGUAAUCUCACAUCCUUGACCACAAGCGACUUCUGUGCUUCUGCACCACAGCCACUAAUGAACUGUUGCUUGUCUGAUAUCAUUCUAAGUAGAACAUGAUUAGGGAUGUUCUGUCCCAAAUGACCAUAUCAGUAUUUUCUAAACCGUCAACUUUUUUUCAGUGGUCAGAAUGUAUUUUACCGCCUUUAUUUCCAUAUGUUUUGUCUUUGUAUGUAUGUAGACAUAUUACUUGUGCCCAGUAGAGAUAUUGUGCCUUAAGUCUGUGGGUGUACGUGCUGCUUACAAUCUUUAUCAUGUCACUACAACAUUGCUUUGAAGUUCAGGUAUGUGUCACAGUAUAGCUAGUUCAGGUCAAUUGCAUUUAAAGGAUUCUAUACAUUAUGUACAAUGUGGAACAAUACAUUUUCCUACCACAGCAGUUUUAGAUAAAAAAAUAUAAAGUGAUAUGUAAACUGUAUAACAGCAUUUUAUCUUGUGUUUAGAAAUUGGGUGCUUCUAUUUUCUGUAUGUACUCAUUUCGUCCAGCAGAGGGUGUUGUGUACAAAAACACUGAAAGGUGUGAUAUAUUAGGUUGACGUUACCUCGAGAUGGUGAUCUUCGGUCAGUUUUGUAGUUCCCCCACUAAUGAUUAAGGAUGUUUGGAGGGGAAGCUGAUCCUAGAUGUUUGCCUACGGGAACCCUGAAGCGAUACGUUUACAACACACCUCUUAAUUGUAAGUGGUAUGAAUAAAGCCACCGUUUCUUCCGUAGUCAAGGAUUAAUGAUCUUUUGACAUCAUGUAUAAAAUCUGGUUUUGUUCUGUGUGAUAAAAAUGGAUGUCAUUGCUGCCUGUUACAAAAAAUGAUUGGCGGGUGACAUGGUUACAAGACGAAACUUGUUUGGAAGAUGGAUCACAGCUGAAGAGACAAAGCAACUCCAGACAUUGCGUAAAAUUGUGACAUUCUUUGAGAUCAUUUCACAUGUACAAGUGUCUUUUGCACUGUAUUUAACACAUUUUUCUUACAAUAAAGAUGUUUAUGAAUA